UCUUUCCAAAACUUGUUUCACUGUAAAACGUCAUCGAGUAUUCUCUCUCUAAAACCUCUCGACUUCGGCUCUUAGAAACCUCGCGGGCAUGCACAGCGGUGGAGGCGGAGCACCACCGCCACCAGCGCCGCCUCCGUCCAAUGGCGGCGAGUAUUUGCUACAGUUACUUCAAAAUCCGCACCAUCCCCAAGCGUCUGCGGCGGCGGCGGCACGUACUCCUCAGGCUACGACUAGAGUCCCGGUACCAUCUUCGCCGCUGCAAUCUCUCUCCCUUGAUCCGGCUGUUGCAGCUGUGGGCCCCGCCGUGCCGUUUCCGACCUUGCCGUCCAACGGCUACGAUCUCCCGCAUCCUUGGGCGAAUCCACCCAAUUACUUAAUCCAAGGAUUGGCCCAAAACCCUUGGUCUCCCCAGACUCCUCAAUUUAUUGGUGAGCGCGAAUUGUUGGGCGAAGAUGUUCGGAGAUUAGGGUUUGAUGUGAGAGGGAAAACGGUUCAGCAUCAGCAGCACCACAAGCUCAUGUUUGGUUCUUUCCCUUGCGAAAUUCAGAAUCACGGGGGUUUGGUGAAUGGAAAAUCUUUGGAAAAUCCGAUUCCGGGAGCUAUUAGGGAGCCCUUGGUGGGGAAAUUCGAUGCUUUGAAGAACCACAAAAUGGGUUUAGAUCCAAUUUGGAAUUUGAAUUCGCAUCAUAAUGCAUCUCAACAAGAGCAAGAACGGAGAACUGUUGGUUGGGGAACACACCAGCAAGGUGAGUUUUCGCGGUCCGGCCCGCCACCAGGGUUUCCGAGCAAAGCGAGAGGAGUGGGGAAUUGUGAUUCUGGGAUAUUGAGGAGGGGUUUAGAGGAUAAGGUGAAUAAAGGGAAUGUUACCGCAAAUGAUUAUGAUGAGAAAGUGAGGAGAUUGUCACCUCGACAUGUUGACAAUCAUGGCAAUGCUUCUGCUCAGCUGGGGCUAACUGGGCAGCUUGAACACCCUGGCCCUCUUUUGGCAUCAGAUAUUGAAGAGUGUUUAUUGAAUUUGGGUGCUGAGAUUGAUGGAGUUGGGGAUAGAGUUAGGCAUCAAAAGCAGGGAAUGAGGAGGGAAGGACAAGGAAAUCUAGAUGAUUUGAGUGAAGAGAUGACUGGGUCUUUAGUGCUUGAGGAUGGAUCUCAGGAUAAGAAUGACACGAACCAACACCAUAAUUCUCGCAAUAGGGAUUUCAGAUCAGACACCAGAGGACAGCGGAUGCUUAGCCAGAGAGUGAGGAAUUUAAAAAGGCAUAUGGAAUGUCGCAGAGAUAUAGGCACACUAAAUUUUCGUUUUCUUUCAAUCUAUGAGUCCUUGAUACCAGAAGAAGAAGAAAAGGCAAAGCAGAAGCAGUUGUUGACAUUAUUAGAGAAACUAGUGAGCAAAGAAUGGCCUAAGGCUCAGCUGUUUCUUUAUGGAUCAUGCGCUAACUCAUUUGGGGUUUCUAAAAGUGAUAUUGAUGUUUGCCUUGCAAUUGAUGAUGCUGAUAUUAACAAGUCUGAGUUCUUGUUGAAGUUGGCAGAUAUUUUGCAGUCAGAUAAUCUCCAGAAUGUGCAGGCACUGACACGUGCAAGGGUUCCCAUAGUGAAGCUUAAGGAUCCAGUAACUGGAAUCUCAUGUGACAUAUGCAUAAACAAUGUUUUAGCUGUGGUAAACACGAAGCUUCUCCGGGAUUAUGCACAAAUAGAUGUCAGGCUACGUCAGUUGGCUUUUAUUGUGAAACAUUGGGCCAAGUCAAGAGGAGUCAAUGAGACAUACCAAGGAACCCUAUCUAGCUAUGCGUAUGUUUUAAUGUGCAUUCAUUUCUUACAGCAGCGUAAACCAGCUAUUCUCCCUUGCUUACAGGGAAUGCAGACAACGUACUCCGUCACUGUAGAUGAUAUUCAAUGUGCUUUUUUUGAUCAAGUGGAAAGACUUCGUCAUUUUGGAUCCCACAACAAAGAAAGUAUCGCACAAUUGGUGUGGGCAUUCUUCAACUAUUGGGCAUAUCAUCAUGAUUAUGCAAAUGAUGUUAUAUCUAUUCGUACUGGAAGCAUAAUCAGCAAGCGAGAGAAGGACUGGACAAGGAGAAAAGGGAAUGACCGGCAUUUGAUUUGCAUAGAGGACCCGUUUGAGAUAUCACAUGAUCUGGGUCGAGUGGUGGACAAGUUCAGCAUAAAAGUCCUGAGGGAGGAAUUUGAACGUGCUGCCUAUAUAAUGCAGUAUGAUCCUGAUCCAUGUGUGACGCUUUUUGAACCCUACGUCCCAGCUUGACUUGUCCCUUGCUUUGCUUGAGGUUGGUUUAGAUGUAAUUAUGGUAAGAUUUUAUCAGCAUGUAUAGCCCCUUCCAAGCUUUUAUGUUAUUGUUAUAUAGCAUGUAUUUCAGGUUUUGGUGUUCAUGCCAGAUCUUCUCCCCGGAUGUAAAAGGAAGAACACUGGUUUAUGUAACCUUCUCUGUAAUCUGUCAUUACAGUUUUUCAUGCUUUGGACAUGUACUGAGAUCCAUUGUCAAAACUUUUGGGUUUCUGGAUUCUCAAGUAUGUCUUCUAAGAGUUGAUCUAUUGAGAUAGUUGAGUAAAUAAAUAAAGUAAUUUGACCACA
Molecule: messenger RNA, 2584 nt
Organism: Vitis riparia (riverbank grape)
Lineage: Eukaryota; Viridiplantae; Streptophyta; Magnoliopsida; Vitales; Vitaceae
Product: UTP:RNA uridylyltransferase 1
Exons: 6
Coding region: 89-2257 (722 amino acids)
Molecular function (GO): RNA uridylyltransferase activity
Source: RefSeq, a predicted model, not a curated record